This is a messenger RNA of Paecilomyces variotii, 563 nucleotides long. RefSeq lists its product as hypothetical. Lineage: Eukaryota; Fungi; Ascomycota; Eurotiomycetes; Eurotiales; Thermoascaceae. The annotation marks the transcript as partial. The transcript has a single exon. The record is from RefSeq and is a predicted model, not a curated record.
AUUUGUUGUGAAGGCUGAAGAUGCCAUGCAGGCAAUCAAUGUCGUUCAUGCACGGGCACUACAGAUCCCGACUCAUGUGGAACAAGAAAAUAACUUUAUUAAAGGUGGGGACCCUUAUUCGCGUCCUUUGAAUUCCCUCUAUGAUCAUCAUUAUAUUGACUUUUACUAGGACCCUGGUUGUAUUGAAUAGUUGCAUAUUGAUGUUUGGUACCAGUGAAUGUACACUGCAAGAUAUGAACCUCGACACUAUCACAUCAUUUGAUCAUAGUUUCCGCAGAAUACUGCUCAAAUCUCCUUCCAGAGUGUCAACACCUGGUCGGGAAAGGUCUAUUGAAAUGGGAUCAUCAAUCUUCGGCUGGAAUAAGCCUGCCUGCGACUCUGAUUAUAGCUAGCUUCCUUUCAUUUGGGAGAAACGUCGGGCGAUGUUAGGGCAUGGCAAUGAAUUACCAGUGAUGUGUUGGUGCGAAGGGAUGACAGGAAGGAGAGAACUGGAAAACAAUCUUCCUAGGAGCAGCAACGCUGUUGUGGUUAAUUAUAUACCGUCAAUUUUAUACUAAGUCAAG